AUUUCUCAUCUAUAAAAAGCAACCAAAUGCCAAAUAAACCUCGGCGAAAAUUACCCCACUAAACAUCGCUAACUUGUUGCAUUGUCAAAGGCAGUGAGGCAAAAAAGAAACAAUGACUGAAGACAGGGAGGGAAAUACGCAUCUACGAGAAUUAAUAAUCUGUUUCGAAAAGAUUAAAGAUUUAAAACCACAUUUUUCUUCAGAAGUAUGUAUAUACAGAGUGCACGAGAAGCUGCGUACAGCAAACCCAGAGGCUUAUACACCUUUGACAAUUUCCAUUGGGCCUAACCAUCAUAAACCUUGCAAUUCGAGGUUGUGGGAGUUGGAAGGGUUGAAGGAAUUUUAUACACUGUCCCUUUUAAACAGAGCACAAGGAGUGGGUGUGGAGGAGUGUUGGAAGAAAUUAAAGGAGUUGGAAGGCAGAGCUAAGAGCUAUUAUAAUGAUCACGUAAGAGGUCUUGGGGAUGAAUUCGUGAAGAUGCUAUUGCUUGAUGGUUGCUUUAUACUGGAAUUUGUUAUUAGAUCAUUUCUUCGAGCGCUUGGCGGAGUGCGAGAAUACGACGAUGAUCCCAUUUACAAUAUUAGCGGGAUGGAAAGAUAUAUUGUUCGUGACAUGUUGCUCCUGGAAAACCAACUCCCCUUCUUUGUUCUGCAAUCACUCUAUGACAUGAUUAUUGGUCGGUCUGGCAACAUAGAAUUCUCAGACAUGGUGGAAUUUGUAUUUCGGAUUAAGAUAGGAAAGAUGAACAUUUUCUCCCUACUCGGUAGUACUGAGCUCAACCCUCAAGAGAUAAAGCAUUUACUUCAGGCAGUGCACAUUUUCUGCCGACCCCCCCAACCCCUAAUAAAUAAUGGGAAGAUUCAACUGCAGCAGGAGGAGGCAUGUUCUUCUUGUUGCUUUUGGGAACAACCACAAAAAAGUACAUUCGAUUCAUCCAUUGUACGGGCUGCAAGUGAGCUUCAAGAAGCUGGUGUUGACAUAAAAAAGGUUAAAGAAACCACAACUACUACUCUAUUUGAUAUAAAGUUCAAUCAUGGCGUAUUAGAGAUCCCAUCUUUCACUCUCUUUGAUCUAACAGAAACCUUCCUCAGAAAUCUCAUAGCCUACGAGCAACAUUCGUGGGAUGUGCGUCCCAAGUAUUUUACAGAUUAUGCCGUGUUCAUGGAUGAUCUUAUUAAUACAGAGAAGGAUGUCAACUUACUUCGUCUUAAAGAUGUUCUUUUAAAUGGAUUGGGAGAUGAGAAAGAAGUGACACAUCUUUUUAACAAUCUUUGCCGAGGGAUUAGGCCUUCUAGUAAUGAUGACUUCUAUUACAAAGAUGUGUACAACGAAUUGAAUGGACAUUACAAAAAAUCGUGGAAUGUGGCGAUGGCAAAACUAAGACGCAAUUAUUUUCAUAGUCCAUGGGCAGGGAUUUCUACCUUUGCAGCUAUACUGCUUCUUUCGCUCGCUAUUGUACAGACUGUCGUAGCUGCACUUGAUCUGUAUAAGUAAUUAAUUUCAUCAAUCUAAUAAGCUAGCUUAGUGUGUUGCGUUGUUAAGAAUGUUUGCUGAAUAUAUAUAUAUUUUCAAGUGGUUUAUGCAAUGAAAUUAUUAUUAUUAUUA
Molecule: messenger RNA, 1606 nt
Organism: Ipomoea triloba (trilobed morning glory)
Lineage: Eukaryota; Viridiplantae; Streptophyta; Magnoliopsida; Solanales; Convolvulaceae
Product: UPF0481 protein At3g47200-like
Exons: 2
Coding region: 113-1495 (460 amino acids)
Source: RefSeq, a predicted model, not a curated record